Messenger RNA from Apodemus sylvaticus (European woodmouse), 1028 nucleotides. RefSeq names its product beta-catenin-like protein 1. The record is from RefSeq and is a predicted model, not a curated record. The coding region runs from base 1 to 993 and encodes 330 amino acids. Gene Ontology annotation, cellular component: spliceosomal complex. NCBI's taxonomy places the organism in Eukaryota, Metazoa, Chordata, Mammalia, Rodentia, Muridae. The transcript has a single exon.
AUGUGUACAGAGGCUGCCCAGCAGGGACUCCUGCAGUGGCUGUUGAAGAGGCUGAAGGCCAAGAUGCCCUUUGAUGCCAACAAACUGUACUGUAGUGAAGUGCUGGCCAUCCUCCUCCAGGACAAUGAUGAAAACAGGGAAUUGCUGGGAGAGCUGGAUGGAAUCGAUGUGCUUCUUCAGCAGUUAUCCGUAUUUAAGAGACACAACCCCAGCACUGCAGAGGAGCAGGAGAUGAUGGAGAACCUGUUUGACGCCCUCUGCUCCUGCCUCAUGCUCAGCUCCAACCGAGAGCGCUUCCUGAAGGGCGAGGGCCUUCAGCUCAUGAAUCUCAUGCUCAGGGAGAAGAAGGUCUCCCGGAGUAGCGCCCUGAAGGUUCUGGACCAUGCCAUAAUUGGACCCGAGGGCACAGACAAUUGCCACAAGUUUGUUGACAUCCUUGGCUUACGAACCAUCUUUCCACUCUUCAUGAAGUCUCCCCGGAAGAUCAAGAAGGUGGGAACCACAGAGAAGGAGCAUGAAGAGCAUGUCUGUUCGAUCCUGGCUUCCCUUCUGCGCAACCUGAGAGGGCAGCAGCGGACCCGGCUUCUGAAUAAAUUUACGGAGAACGACAGUGAGAAGGUUGACAGAGUAAUGGAGCUGCACUUUAAAUAUCUAGGUGCAAUGCAGGUGGCCGAAGGGGAGAAGCACGACAUCGUGCGGCGCGGGGAGAUCAUUAGCAAUGACAUGGAGGACGAGCUGGAGCUGUACCUGCGGCGCCUGGAUGCUGGCCUCUUCAUCCUGCAGCACAUCUGCUACAUCAUGGCGGAGAUCUGCAAUGCCAGUGUCCCCCAGAUUCGCCAGCGGGUUCACCAGAUCCUGAACACGCGUGGCAGCUCCAUCAAGAUCGUCAGGCACCUCAUCAAAGAGUACGCAGAGAACAUUGGAGAUGGCUGGAGCCCUGAGUUCCGGGAGACUGAGCAGAAGCGCAUCCUGGGCUUGUUGGAGAACUUCUAGAAUACUAGGCAGACCGUGACAGCCACGGACCCCUA